Molecule: messenger RNA, 1900 nt
Organism: Cyprinus carpio (common carp)
Lineage: Eukaryota; Metazoa; Chordata; Actinopteri; Cypriniformes; Cyprinidae
Exons: 6
Coding region: 110-1081 (323 amino acids)
Source: RefSeq, a predicted model, not a curated record
AAAAGAAGAACAUAAAGCAGCUAGCAGUUUAUGAUAUAUACAAAAUAAGAAGAAGAACAAACAAACGGGAUAAUUAAUCGGAGUCUGCCGUCAUAUCAUCUUUGUGAAAAUGCUUCGGUUUAUUUUGAUCUCAGUGUUGUCUUUACUCACUAAUGGUGUUAUUACAGACAGAGUGACAGUAUCAGUGUCAGUGAUGGAGGGAGAUUCAGUUACUCUGUACACUAAUGUUACAACAACACAACAAGAAGAGAUUUUAUGGUAUUUUAAUGACACCCGCAUCGCUAUGAUCGCUGGAGAUCUCAGCAGGAUCUGUACAGAUGUUCAGUGUAAUGAAGACACUGAGAGAUUCAGAGACAGACUGAAUCUAGAGAACCAAACCGGAUCUCUGACGAUCAAAAACAUCCAGACUGCAGACACUGGGGUCUAUCAGCUGAAGAUCUUCAGUAGCAGCAGCAUCAGUGACAAGACCUUCAGUGUUACUGUUGAUGUUCCUGAUAAAGUGAAGACAAUAUCAGUGAAGGAGGGAGAAUCUGUUACUUUUGAUCCUGGUGUCAUAAAAACAACUGAUUAUGUGAUGACGUGGUAUUUUAAUGAGACUCUCAUCGCUGAAAUCACUGGAGAUCAGAGUAAGAUCUGUACAGAUGAUCAGUGUAAAGAGAGAUUCAGAGACAGACUGAAGCUGGAUCAUCAGACUGGAUCUCUGACCAUCACAGACACCAGAACCACAGACUCUGGAGAAUAUAAACUACUGAUCAGCAGCCGUAUCCUUCAGAACAGCGUCAGCAUCACCAGUUUGAAAACAUUCAUUUUUACUGUCAUUGAUUCAGGUCUGUCUUCAGCUGCUGUGGCAGGAAUAUGUGUUGCUGUUGUUCUGUUGUUCGUGGCUGCAGCUGCUGCUGUUGGUGUGAUUUACUAUUGCAAGCGUCUUCAAGCAGGACAAAAUAAUAUCACGGCACAAUCCAGUGAUCAGCCAGGUCAUUUACAAGACUUUCCCCCUGAUCUGUCUGACCCCAUGUUGAUGGACAAUGCUACUGAGAUGUCCCCUGAUGGGAAGGAGACUGAGGCUGCCAGUGAGACCUAACUUUAACAUCUUUGGUACCAGUACCAGGGCCGGCCCUACCUAUAGGCAGAGCAGGGAUCCUCAAAUCUGGCUCGCAAGAUCCACUUUCUUGCAGAGUUUAGCUCUAACCCUAAUCAAACACACCUGAGCAUGCUAAGCAAUGUCUUCAGGAUCAUUAGAAAAUCACAGGUAGAUGAGUUUGAUCAGGGUUGGAGCUAAACUCUGCAGGAAAGUGGAUCUCGCAAACCAAAUUUUUAGGAUCCCUGCCCUAUACAGUAGUCCACCAGUCAAGACAGGCAGCAAAACACUAGCGUCAUUCCUCAUUGGAUAUAGUUGAAUUUUCACUCAGCUGCAAUUUAACCAAUUAAUGUUUCUAUUUCAAAGCGGGUCCCACCUUCAGAAUGUUUUCCGUAAUGAACACAUCCUUCAGGUGCUAUGAAUCAAAGGGCUAAAUAGACACGCAAAAAGUACAGUUCCAAGUUAUUUCCUUGUCGUCAUCUAUUUUGGAGUGUGUGUAUCUUCUAAAUUCUGAUGAUGAUUACAUUACUGCUGUAACAUAACACUACUAGGCUGUUAUGCUUAUGUUUUUUAAUAUGUGUGACUUUUUAGAAUUACUUUUUAGAAUGAACUGUGAUCAAACCAGCACCAGCUACAGCAUCAUUCAACCAGUGUUAAAUAUUUUUGAAAUUAGUUUAGUUUGCUUAAAAAAAUAUUUUUUUUUAUACUGAUAGAAAUUUAUUUCUAUUAACUUGAUAAAUACUUGUUUGACUUGAGAAAUGUUUGAUUAAUAUUUUUGUAGUCCUUUUUAAAUAUUGAUUUCAUGGAUUGUAACUGCCAACC